Messenger RNA from Strongylocentrotus purpuratus (purple sea urchin), 1599 nucleotides. RefSeq names its product protein FAM32A. Gene Ontology annotation, cellular component: nucleolus. Lineage: Eukaryota; Metazoa; Echinodermata; Echinoidea; Camarodonta; Strongylocentrotidae. The transcript has 5 exons. The record is from RefSeq and is a predicted model, not a curated record. Bases 23 to 358 code for a protein of 111 amino acids.
AAACAACCAAAAAAGAAAGAAGAUGUCGGCGUAUUCGUCAGCUGGUGGAGCUCUGAAAUUGAAGGGAGGUGGAGAUUUAGGAGCGAAGAAGAAGAAGAAGAGGAAGAAGGAAAGUAAGAAACUGGAGCAGGUAAUGACUAGUUUAAGAGAGGAAGAUGAGAUAGAAGAGAGACAGGCAAAGAGGGAUAAGCGCACCAAAGCCCAGAAAGCUUUUGACAAGACUCAAGAACAAAGGCAACUGGUGAGGAUCCUUGAUAAGGCUUCCAAGAAACACAAAGAGAGAGUUAAUGAAUUCAAUUCUAAACUGGACACCCUUACAGAACACUUUGACAUUCCCAAAGUCAGUUGGACAAAAUGAGAGACUCUACUCCAGCUUACAAAGACUGCUUCAAUUGUGUUAUUAACUGUGAUAUGGAAAUCUGCAUGGAACUGUUAAUAACUUGAAGGAAAAUCAACAGCUCCCUUCCCUCGUGGCUAUUAUGGAAAGAGACAGAAUGCUAAAAACUAAACUUAUCAACUACAUGUACAUGUAGCUCCUCAGAACUGAUCGGAUAAACUUCCCAUGCUUGCAAGAGUAUUUUGUUUCCAGACUUGAGUGUUUUUUCUCCUUCUGACUGUCAGUGUUGGUACAUAUCCACAUGGAUUAGCUGAAGAUAGAUUGUGUCUUUAUUGCAUCACUCCAAGAAGAAAUCAAAUAAACUGCAGCGGUUACAAUUCUCUAAUUUGUUUUAAAACAAGAGCCAAAAAAUAUCUUCAGCUAGUAGUACAGGCACCGCUGGGACCUAUCCACAUGAUUUUAGCUGUCUAUCUAAAGUGCAUGGUACAACUAGGACCAGUGUUUAAAGACAUGUCAUUAAGAGUAACAUUUGUAGGAUUAAGUUUUAAAAAUCUUCCUGAUAGAGGUUCUUAAGGAAAUUCGUCUUGUAAAAUCAAAAUUUGGUAGAGAAAAGACUUGUAGGCUAAAAGAAGAAAGGUACAUGUACAUUGCAAAGGAGGUUAUAAUUAGAAUUAUGGAGUAAGUAUUUAUGACAUUAGAGUUUGUUUUAUUAUCUUUUUCAAAACUACUCAGCUACUGUUCUUGUAGAUAUUCUUUUUAGGACGUAAGAGUUAAGACUUCAAUCCUACUGUGAAAAUAAUCUCCAUGUUCUGUCUUUUCAUAAUGAUAAUUGCCAGAUGAACAAAUUUUUGGUAACCUAAAUGUAUGUUUGAAUAAUUUCAUAUCUCACUUUCUACUAUAUUAUCAUACAAAUAUAAAGAUCUCACUUUGACAGUUCUUCUUUAAUAGGAGUACAGGUAUACACAUAUACCCAAAAUAAGGCGAAUUGAGAUUCAAGAGUAACCAUCCAUUUGUAAAUUUUAUGUGUAGGAAGAGAAUCUUUCUUUUUGACUAGGAAGUCACAUUUUUUAAUCAGAUUUUUAAAUAAAAACAAAACAAAACAAAUAUUGACAGACCAACAGUAAUUUUAUCUAACAUGCAUGCUCCUGGUCGAUUCCCCGUCUGGAGAUACAUGUAGUAGUAUUGAAUCUUUCAAAUUUUGAGUCCAAGAAUACUAGCCUGGUACAAACCCUGUUUUAUAUUUUAACUUAUUUAGAUGCUUU